Messenger RNA from Cladocopium goreaui, 561 nucleotides. NCBI's taxonomy places the organism in Eukaryota, Dinophyceae, Suessiales, Symbiodiniaceae. The record is from the annotation of a GenBank genome assembly.
AUGGGGGAUGCGGCACUGGACCAACUGAUCUUCAAAAAGACGGAGGGCAACAAACGUGGCAUCCCUGAGGCCAUUUUCAUUGAGAAUGUAGAAGAGAUGUGCAAGGAGAGGGAGCCCACCGAAGUGGUUGGACGGCUCCAAGAUCUACACAGUAAGUACCAGUACAUGCAGAGCUCCCUGACGGCCCAGCGUUCCUCCCUGAAGACCAAGCUGCCUGACAUCGUGUCGGCCUUGGAUGUGGUGCAGCACCUGGUGGAGAAGAAGGAAGAGGCAGCAGAAUCGACAUACACAUAUCAGCUGGCAGAGAAUAUUUGGUCCAAAGCAACAGCAGCUCCUAGCGAUACCGUGUGUUUGUGGCUAGGUGCCAAUUGCAUGUUGGAGUACAAGUUGGACGAAGCCAUAGAGCUCCUCCGCACCAAUGAGAGCAAUGCGCGGACCACACUGAAGAGCUUAGAGGAGGACAUGGCAUUCCUCAGAGAUCAGAUCACCACCACAGAGGUGAACAUUGCGAGAACUCAUAACUUUGGGGUGAAGCAGAGACAAGCCGCCAAGGCGGGAUGA